AUGAAUCUUCCUGAUGGUAAUGAAAGACUUGAUGGCGAGUCUGCUCGUCUGAUGGCUCUUUCUGCUUUGUCUCGCCAUUAUAAGUACCAUGUCUUUCCUAGCUUCCACGGGCCAGAUGUCCGUAGAGGCUUUCUCAGCUGCUUACUGAAGGAGUUCAAAGAGAAAGCAAUCGACGUCUUCAUAGACAAUGACAUAGAGAGGAGCAAAUUGAUUGGUCCCGAGCUCACAGAAGCUAUAAGAGGAUCGUUAAUUGCAAUUGUCUUGAUCUCGAGGAACUACGCUUCAUCAACAUGGUGUCUGAACGAGUUGGUGGAGAUCAUGAAGUGUUGGGAUAAAGAUAAGCAGACGGUAGAGGUGAUUUUCUAUGAAGUGGAUCCAUCUGACGUGAAAAAGCAGAAGGGAGACUUCGAAGCUGUCUUUGAUAAAACUUGUGCUGAGAAAUCAACGGAUGACGUUGAGAGAUGGAGAAAAGCUUUGCAUAUUGUGGCUCAAAUCGCUGGUUACCAUACAAGUAACUUUGAUGACGAUGCAGCCAUGAUUGAAAAAAUUGUUACCGGUGUUUCAAACAAGUUCACUUGUUCUACAACAUCAAAUGAUUCCAACAGCUUGGUUGGGAUUGAUACUCAUAUCAGGGAGAUAGAGCCAUUGUUGUCCUUAGGAUCCGAUGAAGUCCGGAUGGUUGGUAUUUGGGGUCCUGCUGGAAUUGGUAAGACGACCAUCGCAAGAGCUUUAUAUAAAGAGCUAGUAAGUUUACACAUGCUGCUUUUAUUGAGAGUAUAG
Messenger RNA from Raphanus sativus (radish), 780 nucleotides. RefSeq names its product probable disease resistance protein RPP1. Bases 1 to 780 code for a protein of 259 amino acids. The record is from RefSeq and is a predicted model, not a curated record. Lineage: Eukaryota; Viridiplantae; Streptophyta; Magnoliopsida; Brassicales; Brassicaceae. Gene Ontology annotation, biological process: defense response; signal transduction. The transcript has 3 exons.